AUGUGGGCACAUGGCGUCCCGUGCGGGCAGCGGCUCCAGCGCUCGGCAGGGAAUGCCCGUCCCCGCUGGAGAGCCCUGCUCCCGGUGCAGCCCGCUGGGUUUAACCCCUUGGAGUCGGGAAUGCUUGGGGAGCUCCGUGUGCCAUGCAAACUUCAUGUUAAACACGGCUUGGAAGGGAUAAGGAGGAUUGGCAGGAGGCCUGACCAGCAGCAGCAGCAGCAGCAGGGCGAGGGCAAGCCCAUCGACAGGAGACCCGAGCGACGGCCUCCCCGCGAGCGCCGCUUCGAGAAACCCGCCGAGGACAAGGGCGACGGAGGAGAGUUCUCCGUGGAUAAACCCAUCCUGGACCGGCCCAUGCGUGGCCGUGGCGGCCUGGGCCGGGGCCGUGGCCGUGGGCGCGGCAUGGGCCGAGGCGACGGCUUUGACUCUCGUGGCAAGCGGGAAUUUGACAGACACAGCGGCAGCGAUAGAUCUUCUGUUUCACAUUCACAUUUCAGCGGCCUAAAGCACGAGGACAAGCGCGGUGGCAGCGGAUCACACAACUGGGGAACCGUCAAAGACGAGCUAACUGAAUUGGAUCAGUCAGCUGUAACUGAGGAAACGCCGGAGGGAGAGGAGCAUCCGCCUGCUGAUUCUGAAAACAAGGAGAAUGAGGUUGAAGAGGUGAAGGAGGAAGGCCCCAAGGAGAUGACCCUGGAUGAGUGGAAAGCCAUUCAAAGCAAGGAUCGUGCAAAAGUCGAGUUCAACAUCCGCAAACCCAACGAGGGAGCUGAUGGGCAGUGGAAAAAAGGAUUUGUGCUCCACAAGUCAAAGAGCGAGGAGGUAAAGUGCCUUCCCACACUCUGA
This is a messenger RNA of Zonotrichia albicollis (white-throated sparrow), 846 nucleotides long. NCBI's taxonomy places the organism in Eukaryota, Metazoa, Chordata, Aves, Passeriformes, Passerellidae. The record is from RefSeq and is a predicted model, not a curated record.